Coniosporium apollinis CBS 100218 is the source of this 519-nucleotide messenger RNA. RefSeq lists its product as uncharacterized. NCBI's taxonomy places the organism in Eukaryota, Fungi, Ascomycota, Dothideomycetes. The transcript has a single exon. The record is from RefSeq and is a predicted model, not a curated record. Bases 1 to 519 code for a protein of 172 amino acids.
AUGUCCACCAAGAGCCCCAAGCACAUCCAACCCACCCUCUCUUCCACGCCCAUCAUCCCCGACCCCGCCGCCCCAGGCACCAUAAUGCGCUACGCGCUGGGGAUAGAAGCCGCUAUCAACCUCCUCGGCUGCGCGGGCAUGCUCUUCUUCCCCUCUCGCUUCCUCGAGCUCCUCGCAUCCAAGCCCUCCGAGAUCACCGCGACCGCCACGACGGUGACCCAAUGGCUAGGCGCACUGGGCUACAUCCUCACGGUGCCGAUGCUGCUCGCCAUCCCGAACACGCGGCGGGGCAUCGAGAGCAGAACGACAGUGUACUAUGGCUUGGCUGCUGGGGAGUUGGCAUUCAUUCCGCUGCUGUUGUAUCAGGCGCUGGUUAAGCGGGAGGCAUCGGGGAUGAGCAGGAAGGGGCUGUUGAUGGGGAUGGGGAGUAUGAUUCCGCAUCUGCCCUGGCGGUUUUGGGUGCUGUUCAGGCGGCCGGAGUGGAUUGGGCGGUAUAGGGAGGAGCGGAAGGAGGCUUGA